Messenger RNA from Paramisgurnus dabryanus, 6315 nucleotides. RefSeq names its product phospholipase C, gamma 1 (gene plcg1). Gene Ontology annotation, biological process: phospholipid catabolic process; release of sequestered calcium ion into cytosol; positive regulation of epithelial cell migration. Gene Ontology annotation, cellular component: ruffle membrane. The record is from RefSeq and is a predicted model, not a curated record. NCBI's taxonomy places the organism in Eukaryota, Metazoa, Chordata, Actinopteri, Cypriniformes, Cobitidae. Gene Ontology annotation, molecular function: protein binding; phosphatidylinositol-4,5-bisphosphate phospholipase C activity.
UCUGUAGGGAUCGGCUGAUGGGGGAAGGGCUUUCACACAUCGACUCAUGGCGGAGAGGAGAUAUCAGACUCGGUUCGAUCAUACCGCCGCGGCCGCUACUUAGAUCCGCUAAACCCACGUCUGAUUAUUCCGAGAAGACGACAUGAGCGCAGCUGAGAUUGCGGACAGACUGCAUGUUGUGUUUCUGCUUUUAUUGAGUCAGAGAAGUCCUGCUGCAUCCAUACACGGUGUCCCUGUUAGGCCAGGGAGGCUGUGAAUUUUCUAAAAGGAACUGAACAACAAACAGGGGAAAUGACUGCGACUGUGGGCUUCUCUAAUGGACCUGUUCCUUGGACGAUGAGCGACACUGAAGUGAACGGUAUCUACCGUGACCUAGAGCUGGGCACUGUAUUGACUCUCUUUUACUCGAAAAAGUCUCAAAGACCAGAGAGAAGGACGUUUCAAGUCAAGCUAGAGACCAGACAGAUUAUUUGGACCAGAGGAACGGAUAAAAUCGAAGGUGAAAUUGAUAUUCGGGAGAUUAAAGAGAUCCGGGCAGGACAGAAAUCACGUGACUUUGAGCGAUAUGUGGAGGACUCGACUGCCAGGCCGGACCAGGCCCACUGUUUUGUCAUUCUCUACGGAACAGAGUUUCGACUCAAAGCUCUCAGCCUGGCAGCUACCUCCGAUGAAGAGAUGGUCAUGUGGGUAAAGGGUUUGACCUGGCUGGUGUCCGAUACAUUACGCUCCCCCACGCCCCUGCAAAUAGAGAGGUGGCUAAGAAAACAGUUUUAUGCAGUGGAUCGCAACAGGGAAGACAGAAUUUCUUGUAAGGAUCUGAAAAGUAUGUUGUGUCAAGUCAACUACAGAGUUCCCAACAUGAGGUUCUUGCGGGAAAAACUUCCGGACGGAGAGCUGAGGAAUGGAGAUGUGUCGUAUAGUCAUUUCGCCCAGCUGUACCGCAGCCUGAUGUUUGAUGCUCAAAAAUCGAUGGAGAUUCCACUGCUACAAAGGUUUAUUGAGAGGCCUGAGCAGAAGAUCUCACUGGAGGACUUUCAGAACUUUUUAACUGAACAUCAGAAGGAGCUCUGGGCCACGGACAACAACAAGGUUCAGGAGUUCAUGUUUCACUACCUGAAAGAUCCUCUACGAGAGAUUGAGCAGCCAUACUUUCAUCAAGAUGAGUUCCUUACAUAUCUGUUCUCAAAGGAGAACACAAUCUGGGACUCACAGCUUGAUCAGGUGCGCCCAGAGGACAUGAACAACCCCCUGUCUCACUACUGGAUCUCCUCAUCGCACAACACCUAUCUGACAGGAGACCAAUUCUCCAGCGAGUCUUCUCUGGAGGCGUACGCCCGCUGUCUCCGAAUGGGCUGCAGAUGCAUCGAAUUGGAUUGCUGGGAUGGUCCUGAUGGGAUGCCAGUGAUUUAUCAUGGUCACACCCUCACCACCAAGAUCAAAUUCAGUGAUGUGCUUAACACCAUCAAAGAACAUGCCUUUGUCACUUCUGAGUAUCCCAUCAUCCUCUCCAUUGAAGACCAUUGCAGUAUAGUCCAGCAGAGAAACAUGGCCUCCUUCUUUAAGAAAGUUUUUGGAGAGAUGCUCUUGACCAAAGCUGUGGACAUCUCUGCAGACGGUCUCCCCUCACCCAAUCAGCUUAAGAGAAAGAUCCUUAUCAAACACAAGAAGUUAGCUGAAGGAAGUGCUUAUGAGGAGGUCUCAUCUUCGACGCCUUACUCUGAGAACGACAUCAGCAACUCCAUCAAGAACGGCAUCCUCUACCUGGAAGACCCCAUUAACCACGAGUGGUAUCCUCACUUCUUUGUUCUGACCAGCAAUAAGAUCUACUUCUCUGAGGAGACGUCCAGUAAUCAAGGAAACGAAGAUGAAGAGGAGCACAGAGAGAUCUGUAAUGGUAUGGACCAGCACGUGACCGAGAAAUGGUUUCAUGGUAAGCUGGGUGCAGGACGUGACGGGCGUCAGAUCGCAGAGCGUCUGCUGUCUGAGUACUGCUUGGAGACUGGAGCACCCGACGGUUCAUUUUUGGUGCGGGAAAGCGAGACUUUUGUAGGGGACUACACACUCUCUUUUUGGCGUUCUGGGCGAGUUCAACACUGUAGGAUUCACUCUCGGCAGGAAGCCGGAAGCCCAAAGUUCUACCUGACAGAUAACCUUGUGUUUGACACGUUGUUUGCCCUCAUCACACAUUACCAGCAGGUGCCUCUGCGUUGCAAUGAGUUUGAGAUGAAGCUAACGGAGCCAGUACCACAAACCAAUGCUCACGAGAGCAAAGAGUGGUACCACGCGUGUCUGUCCCGCAGUCAGGCUGAAAACAUGCUGAUGAGAGUUCCACGUGAUGGGGCUUUCCUUGUUAGGAAGAGAACAGAAUUCAACUCCUUUGCCAUUUCCUUCCGGGCGGAGGGCAAGAUCAAACACUGUCGCGUGCAGCAGGAAGGACAGACUGUUUUUCUGGGCACCUCUGAGUUCGACAGUUUAGUAGAUUUAAUCAGUUACUAUGAGAAACAUCCAUUGUACCGCAAGAUGAAGCUGCGCUACCCCAUCAAUGAGGAAACACUGGAGAAAAUCGGCACUGCUGAGCCAGACUAUGGAUCUCUGUAUGAGGGUCGUAACCCUGGAUUCUAUGUGGAAGCCAAUCAGAUGCCCACAUUCAAGCAGUGUACAGUACGGGCCAUGUAUGAGUACAAAGCCCAGCGAGACGAUGAGCUCUCCUUCAGUAAGAAUGCCGUCAUUCAGAACGUGGACAAACAGGAAGGAGGCUGGUGGAAAGGAGACUGUGGUGGUAAAAAACAACUUUGGUUUCCUGCAAACUAUGUGGAGGAGAUCAGCCCUACAGCUGUGGAGCCUGACAGAACUGCCUCAGAAAACAGUCCUUUGGGAGAUCUUCUGAGAGGAAGUGCGGACGUGUCUUCCUGUCAGAUCGCUAUAAGGACUGAAGGGAAGGGCAGCAGACCGUUUGUCUUUUCUCUGGUUCCUGUAGCUUCACCACGUACAGGCCCAGUGCUGGACAUUGCAGCCAGCUCAAUGGAGGAGCUAAAGGACUGGGUGGCUAAGAUCCGAGAGGUCACCAUGACCUCUGAAGCCAAGCUGGAGGAAGGUAAAAUGAUGGAAAGAAGAAAAAAGAUUGCUUUAGAGCUGUCAGACUUGGUCAUCUACUGCCGACCAGUUCCUUUUGAUGAAGACAAAAUUGGGACGGAGCGGGCCUGUUUCCGGGACAUGUCCUCGUUUCCAGAGACCAAAGCGGAGAAAUAUGUGAAUCGAAUCAAAGGAAAGAAGUUCCUGCAGUAUAACCGUCUACAGCUCUCGCGUAUCUACCCGCGCGGUCAGCGCCUGGACUCAUCUAACUAUGACCCGUUACCCAUGUGGUUGUGUGGCAGUCAGCUAGUUGCCCUUAACUUUCAGACUGCAGACAAGCCAAUGCAGAUGAACCAGGCUCUCUUUAUGCUGAACGGCCGGAGCGGUUAUGUGUUGCAACCGCCAAUCAUGAGGGAUGACAACUUUGACCCAUUUGAUAGACAUUCUCUAAGAGGAGUGGAGCCAAUCACUUUGGUCAUAGAGGUUUUGGGAGCUCGCCACUUGCCCAAACAUGGUAGAGGUAUUGUUUGCCCUCUCAUAGAGAUUGAGGUUUGUGGAGCAGAAUAUGACAACGCCAAGCAAAGGACAGACUCUGAAGCGGACAAUGGUCUGAACCCCACUUGGCCCAGGAAACCAUUCCGAUUCACCGUGUGCAAUCCUUCCUUCGCAUUCUUGCGUUUUGUGGUCUAUGAGAUUGACAUGUUCAGUGACCAGAACUUUCUCGCCCAGGCAUCGUUUCCCAUCAACUGCCUCAAAACAGGCUAUCGAUCAGUUCCUCUGAAGAACAGCUACAGUGAAGAUCUAGAGUUAGCGUCUUUGCUGGUGCACAUGGAAAUCAUCAGAGGAAGGGUGGGCUAUGAGAUCAUACAUGAGAAUGGCGAGAUGUUGAGUCCCUUCUCAGCGGCGGGCGCCAUGGCCUUACAGGUGGGCCGGGAGCGUAUGGGCGACACGAGCUCGAUUUCAUCCACGUCCUCCAUGUCACCUCUGCCCUCGUCUCCGGCUCAGGCACUGGGAUACCGUGGUCGGGAGGGCUCAUUUGAGGCCCGAUAUCAGUCUCCGUUGGAUGACUUUCGAGUCUCGCAGGAGGCGCUGUUGGACCAUGAAAGCAGGAGGAUUCGGAGGGCUCGCGUCAGCGCCGACAACCGUGCGUAAAACGAGCAGCUUGACAGAUGGACAGAACAGACGCGAGGUCAGCGUCAAGGCUCCUUCAGGGCUGAUGAUGUCAAGGACAGUUGUGAAACCCGUUUCUAUGGAAAUCAUCGUAGCCAGCAUUUUUGGACCGAUCUCCCUCUCUGUGACUCUACUGCUCGAGUUCACGCGAGUUGCAGAGGGACUUGCGGAGCAUGCAGAUGAUGGAGGAGCCUUUGCUUACAGACAGAAAUAAACAAAUAUCUGCUUAGCUACAAUCUGAACCUGGAGCGUGAGGGACAGGAGUGUUCUUAUGAUGCAGCGUAAAUCUCAAGGACAACCGCGUGCUGGUGGACGAUAAAAGAUCAGUGUUUCAAAAUUGAGUGGGGACUGUAUCAUUCUUCACUUUGAAACUGAUCCCAGGUUAACAUUUAUGGAGUUAUAAUUCUUUCUUCACUCCUUCUAUGGCUUAUAUACAAGUAUAUAAAUGUACGUGCUUCACGUUCUGCUGUCGAUCAGAAAACAUCUGCUCUCAAAGAGCCUCUCACUCCAGAUUUUGUUUCCAUUUUCAAAUAAUUAUUUGGAUUAUUUAAGCAUUUGUUUUCAAGUUUUCUUUUUUCUAACAUGAAGGCUUGGCCAUUUUAAUUGUUUUUCAAGUUUUUGCUCGUUUUUGCUCCUUUCCUCUGUCUGCAUCGGACUGAAUUUUGACCUAAUCCGGGAUGCACAUUUCAUAAUCCAGGAUGUUUCUAGACAGAGAGACAGCAGUGUAAGAGAUCAUAGCUUCUCAUGAAAAUGUUAACUCAAAAACAGACAUUUUUGUGUUAGAAUAAAAUGAAGUAAUCGAGCGACUAGAGAGCAAUAUCACUCUCCUUGUUUUGUGUUUUAAGUAGACCAGCUCAGGUUUGGUUCAUAAGCCAGUCUUAUGCCAUGGGAGUGUUGGGAACAGUGUAUUUCGUUUACGAAACAGAACUUGGACCAUCUCAUUUCACAGUGCUUAUUCUUUAUAAAAUAUCUGUGAUUAUUAAUAUACCUUCCUAUUUUAGCACCAUUUUUUUAAGAACUUUCCCUGAAAGAUCUUUUGGUCAAACAGGAGGAUUUUAUGUAUUAUUUAGUACCAUUAUGUGUUAGCUUCUGUGUCUGUUUGAAGAAAGCCAAAGGUAGACGGUUCAGUUGGUGUAUGAAAUCAGGACCAAACAAAAAGCUUUGUCUCAGCAUUGGUCAGUAAAAAACCUUAAGCAUUAAUUUUAAGAGAACGUUGUUCUUGACAAAAUUCACCUUUGCUUAUAAUUUAUUUUAGCUGUGGGCAAGUUUUUUAUUUUAUUUUAUUUUAUUUGCGGCCUUUUGUUAGGUGCCAAGCAGUCAUUGUAAUUUUGUAUUUUGCAAUCAUAUUGCCCAGGUUAUUUCAGUAAUACAGAUUUCAGGAUUUACCGUUUAUGUAAAAACUGUAGGGGUUUAAUAACUUUUUGCAAUUUUAAGCAUUUCCCGUUUAGACAGUAUAACUUGGGAUGUCACUGAACUACAUACAUAAAGCAAGCCAUGUGGUUAGAAGUAUAAAUUAUUCUGUCAGUACUACAUCAAACCUGAUGUGGUUUUACUUAAAUUUUUAUAACACUUUACCAUUUAUCUGGCUCUCUGCUUUAAUAUGUUUUUUUGUAAAGCAGCUUGACUAUGGUGAGGUCAGCACUGAAUUGUUUGUGACUAUUGGAGAAAGGUCCAGGGGCCAUAAUCGUUUCCUAAAUGUAUGAAAGGAAAAGUGAAAAAGAUGAGGCCAAACCUUUUAGAGGGAACUCCGUUCAUUUCCCCUGCAUUUAUUUCUUAAAUCUCUGUACUUCCAUAACUCUUUGCCUGUCUGUUAAUGAGUUUCUGCUUUUCGCUGCAUCAUCUUUCAUGUGCCUUGGUGUAUGUAUAUUUAAAUACAUCGAAGAUCCCCUGUUGGACAUGUAUGCCUUUUCUAGGCUUUAUUGCAUCAGUGUUUUGUUACGGAUGUUCUUAUUUACAAACCAAGCCUUUUCUGUAAUGUGCCUAUGCUGUAUUGAAGAAAAUAUACCUUUUAAUUUUGCUUUUCAUAUGAAACAUAAUCAAGCCUGAGAAUAAAGUACUUAACAAUAGAAGUGA